UCAACUCAGUUUAAUCGCACCAAUAAAGUAAACCACAUCGUAACAUGCCUCAGGCCAACCUAAAGUUAAGUCCCCAUGAUCAACAGGUGCUCGAUUCUAUUUUCAAUCCCCUCGAGCUCAGCAGCCUACAGACAAAUAACCUAAUUCCCGCUGAGUCCGACCUCAAGGAUGUGGAGCCGGACACCCAAGCCAUCAAAGCUUCCAGGGAACUGGAGCUGAAAGGCAUUGCCUUAUCCGAAAGUGGGCAGCUUGAUGAAGCCCUGGAUCUAUUUGAACAGUCAUUAAAUUUGGCCCAGAGGUCUUCGGUGCUAAAUAACAGGGCACAAACUUUGCGCCUUGCCAAACGCGAUGAGGAGGCCCUUGAUGACCUAAACCGAGCCCUGGAGCUGGCCACUGAUCAGCAGACCCGCACCAAGUGCCACGCCCACUGUCAGCGAGGGGUCCUCUUUCGUAAACUGGAUAAUUUAGAGGCGGCUCGUGCCGACUUCGAAGCAGCAGCCCAGUUGGGCAGUAAAUUCGCCAGGGAACAGCUAGUGGAAAUAAAUCCCUUUGCCGCUCUGUGCAACCAAAUGCUUCGCCAGGCAUUCGAUCAGCUAAAGUAACGUGGUAUGCUCCAGAAUUUUUAUGUGAUUUUGGGUUACUGGAAUAUGUAUAUACUCGUAUACAAAAAUGAGAAAAGUAAACAAAUUUAAAACCCCUGCGUUAAACAACAAACUAUUGCAUUACAUAAAAUUUAAUGUAGGAAACUCCCAUUCACGUUCCCCAAAAGAAAUGUUUUAAAAAUAUAUCUAAGAAAUUACAAGUAAAGCAAA
Drosophila yakuba is the source of this 812-nucleotide messenger RNA. Its product is annotated as tetratricopeptide repeat protein 36 homolog. Gene Ontology annotation, molecular function: protein binding. Gene Ontology annotation, biological process: cilium assembly. Lineage: Eukaryota; Metazoa; Arthropoda; Insecta; Diptera; Drosophilidae. The transcript has 3 exons. The coding region runs from base 45 to 602 and encodes 185 amino acids. The record is from RefSeq and is a predicted model, not a curated record.